This is a messenger RNA of Brassica rapa (field mustard), 3265 nucleotides long. Its product is annotated as dual specificity protein phosphatase PHS1. NCBI's taxonomy places the organism in Eukaryota, Viridiplantae, Streptophyta, Magnoliopsida, Brassicales, Brassicaceae. Gene Ontology annotation, molecular function: phosphoprotein phosphatase activity. Gene Ontology annotation, biological process: response to abscisic acid; protein dephosphorylation; cortical microtubule organization. The record is from RefSeq and is a predicted model, not a curated record.
UACCUCUGAUAAAAGAAGUACAAAAAUGGUGUUUUAUUACAUUGGUGCUAAAUUGGUGAAUGUAAAAAUGAAGAGCUUUAGUAAUAAUUAAAGAAAAGAUGAGGGUCUUUCUUGCAAAUUUAAAUUUUAAAAUAUCCGAUCGUCUUUCUUCCUCGGGGAAGCGCUAUACCUUGCGACUUCCGGCAAAGCUGACAUUUUGAAGAAAAAGACAUUUUUGACAAAUUAAAAAAAAAGGAAGCUUUCUUUCCAAUGGCGGAAGCUGAGAAGAAGCGAGAUCAAACAUUUCCUCAGGAGAAGGACGAGGAGAAAGAUCUCGACCUUGGCCACUGCGACGAGCACGAGUCUCCUCUUCCUCUCACCGUCACUUCUCGUGUACUGUACAUGUUAGGAGACAUAGCAGCUGGUCCAGCUUAUAGGUUUACCCAAUGGUUGGACUUAGUUCGUAAACGCAGUGCUACUUACGGUUCCUCUGGCUUCCCUCACCGUCUUCACCGCAUCGAUGAUAUGGUUCCAAGUGCAGGAGAGAGGAAUGCUGAUCCAAAAAGUCCACCAAGCAAGGAGACUUCAGAGAUUAGUUUGUGGGAAAGGCUUGGCAAAGCUUCUAUUGUUGAUAUCGACUCCAGCUCUUUCUCCUGGAGCAUGUUGUCUUCGCUUCACCAUACUGAACAUAGUAGUAGCACUGAUCAUUCUGAAGAGGACCAGAGUAAACCUCUCGAGGUUACUGUGAACUCUGGGGGAGUUGUUUUCUUCGCCCUGUUCAGUCAUCCCAGCGCUGAAGAUGCUUCUCGGAAGGAAGAAGCAGCAGCAGUUAUUAAAUUUGCGUCAUCGAGGAUGGCCACGCAAUCAGAACGUCUGGGUUAUGAGUUUGCCAAGUGGCUAGGUGUGCAGAUUCCGCAGGCUAGAGUAAUUCAUAGCUGUAAUCCUGAGUGGACACUGAUCAGAGAAGCAACUGAGAAGGCACAAGCUAAAGCGAAUUCGGAGGGAGACGAGGUUGGUGAGGUGACUUGUUCAGAACUUCUGGAAGCCCUUGAGCUCAGUCGCUGUCUUCUCCUUAUGAGCUAUGUUCAUGGAUGUCCACUACUAGAGAGCAUGAGCAGUUUCGAAACCGAAGAAAAAGCAGAGAGAGCUGCUUCAGCGUUAGGGAGAAUCUUGGUGUUAGAUCUUGUGAUAAGAAACGAAGACAGACUACCCUGCCGUCAGCUGAGAUGGCGUGGCAACCCUGCAAACCUCUUACUAACCGACAGAAUCAUGUCAUCAACCAAACCUCUAGAGUGCUCAUUCGAAGAAGCCUUUGAUUCCGCCAUCAAACGGUACCAUCCAAGAGACUACAGAUCAAUCCAAAAGGAGAGAAGAGCUUCCUCUGUUGAUAGCAGAUCAAGACUGAGUGUUAGCGAUCACCGUUUGGUCUCGCAGUCCUCUGACUUUUCCGAUAUAACUGAAUCUCCAAGAUCUUAUGACACUGAGUUCAUGAGUCCAAUGUCUGAUACCUCCAUGGCUCCUGAGUUCCACAUUGUUACUAUAGACUCCGGCGUUCCACGGCGUCCUCCUGCUGGCAAACGAGCAAGCGACCAAGAGAUCUAUCCGAGGCUAGUAGAGCUGCUUAUCAAUAGCAGCCAGUACUCUUCGAAUCUGUUGUACGAAAUAACAGAAGGAGGUUUAGGCUGUCCACAGGCGAAAGAUGGUGAAGAAACACCUACUGCAGUGACGCCAGUAGUGCGCGAGUUUCGGAACGGUUUUCGCGCUGGUCUCAGGGACUUGCACGAGUUCCACAUCUUCCUCGUCACCCUUCAUCAGAAGCUAGAUGGGUUGCUGCGUGCUUUUUUCAGUAUGAUGGACAAAACAAUGUGCGCAGAUUUUGAUAGAGAUGACUUUGCUGUUCCUGAGUCGCCAUCGCAAAGUUUUGGACAUGAGGUGAAUCAUCAUUACCCAUCUCCUUCGAAAGAACGGGUGCCUAGUGAUAACAGCUUUGACCAUAGUGAGUCGGAUAUGCACAGAUCAGUAGCUCCUAGGACUCCAGGUUCUGAAAACAAGGAAGGGGGAGGAGAUGCUACUUCGCCUAAGUCACGAGAAAGCUGGCAUGGAAGAUACAGUAGAGGUGGAGAAUCUCUUAGCAGUCAGCGUUUGGCAGCAAAGCUCCGUGACUUCCAUAAAUUUGCAAAGAUUGAUGCGGAGUCUAAUAAAGAACUAGACCAGUGGAAUGAAACAUUGCGGAAUGAAGUAAUGAAACUCUGCCAAGAGAACGGUUUCAACACUGGUUUCUUUGAGGGGAGUGAUAAUAACAGUUGCACUGAUGCUUACGAGCUUAAGGUUAGACUUGAGCACAUUCUUGAGAGAAUAUCAUUGAUUACCAAAGCUGCUAAUACAGAGAAACCAUCAAUGAUACAAGAUAAUCUUUUCAUCGGUGGAGGAUUGGCUGCAAGGUCUGUAUACACUCUUCAGCAUUUGGGUAUAACUCAUAUUCUAUGCUUGUGUGCAAAUGAAAUAGGACAAUCAGAUACUCAGUACCCGGAUCUCUUCAAGUACAAAAAUUUCUCAAUAACUGACGAUGAAGACUCAAAGAUAGAAGGCAUCUUUCAAGAAGCUCUUGAUUUUAUCAACCAUGGUGAAGAAACAGGAGGAAAGAUUUUAGUUCAUUGCUUUGAGGGUCGGAGUAGAAGCGCAACCGUGGUGCUUGCUUACCUAAUGCUUAGAAAGAACCUGACGCUUUUAGAAGCGUGGAGCAAACUAAGAAAAGUUCAUAGACGAGCUCAACCGAACGACGGGUUUGCGAGGAUCUUAGUGAACAUUGACAAGAAAUGUCACGGGAAGGUGUCGAUGGAGUGGAGACAGAGGAAACCGACGAUGAAAGUGUGUCCGGUCUGUGGUAAGAACGCGGGUUUAAGCAGUAGUUCAUUGAAACUGCAUCUCCAGAAAUCUCACAAGAAACUGUCUUCGGGAAGUGUGGACAGUGCGAUGAACAUGGAGAUACAAAAGGCUUUGGAGGCACUUCAGCUCAGCAGUGGUCGUGGCUCAAAUGUUAGCUCCAGUUCUUUUCAGUCUCUUACUGGUUAAGAGAGUUCGGUUUAGUAUCUAUAAGCGGUUUGUCCCGGUUAAUGUCUCUAAUCCGAACAUCUUUCAGUUUUCCGUUUCCUGUAAUGAUCUUUUUCGUUUGGCAUACAACUAAAUAAAACCUGUUUGAUUAGGACAGAAUCUUUCUGUAUGUAAACAUUCGAACUUUGUUUAUUUCUAACAUUUGGAUUAUAACCAAAAAGCUUUUUUAUAUAAA